UGGAGAAAGGACACAAGGGAGAGUAUCUGCCACAUUCCAGCAGUCAUUUGUGGAAAUGUUGCAGCCGACGAGAUCAUGUGAUGUGGACCAGACAUCCUUCUUCAGCAACGGAACCAAUGAUUUAAGGUGCCAGCAGCCGAGGAGUCACUCUAGAGUCUCUUCUCUCAUCAAAGCUUUCAACUCAGACGGUCAGAGGGAUGCAUUUGGGAUGGAUGGUAGAUAUCAAGAAGGAAUCGAUGAUACCAGCUGGGAGAGAUCGUAUCUCAUCCGGAUGCAAUCAGGAAUCGCCACAUCCCACCAACAGAACUGUGCUCCUUUUCCAUCGGCAGGACAAUGCUCACUCCAAGACAGCAGCUGCUUCUCUGGCUCAGCUCACAUGAAUGCUGCGUCGGCCUUUACAGGAUCUUCCCACAGUAAACACAGCAUGGUGACGCAAGUCAACUGUAACUCAAACUUCUUCAUACACAGCGAGUUCAGUCCCUUUAAGGUUUGGAGGGACUACAAUAGGAUGGCUUACCAACAGCAGGAAUUCUCAGGGUUCAUGCAGCCCUCAGCCUUCCCUCAGUGGUGUGAAACCAAAAUGUACAGGGAACUCUCUCUAGAUGCCCAAACAAAGAGCCUUCUGGAUAGGAACAAGCAACACCAGAGGAACAAUGUGCAGGCCCAUUAUCCAAGGACUCCAGUGACAUCUACUGUUCUGCAAAAAGCGUCUGCCUUGGAGAAACGCUGCGAGUCCGAGCUCGCAGGAAACUAUCCGCACUGGAAGAGCACAAAGAGAAUGGGAACCAACAAGCUUCCCUCCCAGCGUCCAUCAACUGCAUCACCCACCACUGAGAUGUCUCGCCGUGUCCGGGACACGAUCAGCUCUGUCAAAGCUCUCCAGCAAAAGAUCAAGCUGAUGGCAGGGCAAAAUGUUGCCACAGAAAUGUCACAGAACUUUGCAGUGAACAACCAGGACUUUAUGCCUUAUGGGUACAAUGGUCUGACAGCAGCGCCAAAUGUUGUCGCUACUAACACAAGUACAACUCCUUUCAACAUCAGCAAACUGCAAGUACAGAACACAAACAUUCAGCAGUACGUUCACUCUCCCCAACCUGUGGAGCACGCCCCCGUGCGAGCAGAAUCCAGAGGUGCGACACCUGACAUUCGGGUUUCCAGCUAUAAAUCUAAAGGCGCAAGUCUUCUUUUCAACCUGAAGGACAAUAGAAAGAGAGUGAAGAGCACCUACAGUCCUCCCAAAUUCAAAGGUUUUGAUUCAGUGGAGAAAAACAAGGAACCGCCUAAAGACACUGUCAUAGAUAUCCCAGAGUUUUUCCAGCCAGAAAAUCAGUCAAACUUGAAGGAAGACACUUCGCUUUAUCAUUAUGAAAUCCAGCGUCACAGCCACAUGCCCUAUUCUGGAACGGAUCCCCGGCUUUUAACAGGCCAGUCAGGCCAAACUUUGCAGUACCCUUCAAGUGCACACUACUCAACUGUGAUGCAAGGUGAGGUUGUCCAUCCUUCUGGGUUCACAGGCUUCACGCCGGAAAAUUACACUAGCAAUCAGGUGGCUAAUCACCAAAAGCCUCAUUAUGACCCCUCUUUGUUCACUCCCUAUAAGCAGCGCGAAGGAGAAGCACCCGUGGGUGGUCAUUCUUAUACAAGUAAUCCAUCUGAUGAAGCGUCACAAGUGCACACCGAAGACAAGCACAUGAGCCCAUAUUCAAUAAGACAGCAGUGUUUGAACAACAAAGCCCAGGCUUCUCAAAUGAUCGAUCAAUAUCACGAUAAUAACAGUAAACUAAUGACUGAUAAAGAAUACAGACUAACUCAAGACACUGAGAAACUGAAGCUAGCGUCCUCUCCUGGUGAAACAGCGGCAUCGACUUUCCAAGAAUUCAAGGAUGAGGCAUGUUUAACCAAGGAAUGGGAUGCAAAUCCAAAGCAUAUCAAAGACACGGAGAUACAUAAAAGUACUGCUGCACAGGUCAACGCUAAACCCACAAUCCAUGUACGUGAUAACACGGCUAUGCUAAAGCAAGAAACAGGAUCCAGAGAAUCCCAUUCCCCAUUUAUGAAAAAGCAUUUCGUCCAACCAAAGAGGACCACAGAACAGUCACACAACAACAUAGAAGAAUUGUGUAUUCCAGCGACAGACAAGCAGGUCCAAGACAGUAUGCAGGGCAAGCCUUCAGACGUCACAGCAGAGCCGAUCAAACAGCACACCCAAGCACGGCUGGCAGCAGGUCAACCCCGCGCUCAAGCGGAGCGGCUCAGAGCAGAGUCUGCGAAGUUAAUUUUAGCAGGACAGACGCGUUCAGAGACAGAUGAAGCACCACUUGCGGAUCAGGGCCAAACACAUGCAAAAGCAGAGUUGAAAAUGGCUGACAAUGUCUGGAGUGAACCAACUGAGGAGACUAGUAGAAAGAAGCCGAUGGAAGGAUUGGAGGAAAAGGAGGAACACAUGGAAACUGUGGUGAGAAACAAAGGGAGAAACGUCAUCGAGGAAGAGCACAGAAGCAACUCUGGACAAGACGAUGUAACAAAGGAUAAACUACUAACAGGUGGUGAUUCAACCCAAAUUCAGCCCAUGCUGCUCCCUAAAGAACACGCACUCCAAGUUGUGGAUCAAAGCAUCAAAUACAAAUCACAUGGAGAACAAAAUGAGAAAGUUAAUGUUAAGUUGCCUUCUGAAAACAAAACACAGAGAUUUGCAAAAGAGCAGUUUGAAGGAUCAAAAGGCAACGUGGGAACGACAACUACAGCAAGGGUGACAGUUGAAAACACAGAAGAGACCAAAUUGGUGGAACUGAGGAAACCACAUGUUAAAACAGUCGAAGAGAGAAGAAAUGCUGAGGUGCAAAAGAUUGGUAUCAACACAAGCAGUGUUCAAGACAAGAAAACAGAAUCAUUCUCAUUGGAGGAAGCGAUAAACACAAAUGAAUCUAAACAAGAAAAUGUAGAAGUCCGAUCCAGCCACUCAAAGUUGGAACAAACUACAGCAGAUUUAGUUAAGGAAAGUACAAGCACUGUGUCUUCAGAAAAAGAAGUCAACAGUGACCAAAAUAAUAUUAAACUGGUUAAGACAGAGUUAGCUAAAACCAAGGUGGAGCCUGAGACAUUAAGAGAAGGACACAAAGAGAAAGUGAGGAAGGAUAAUGCUAUAAAGAACAGUCACAGUGACAACAAAGGGGCUGCUGAGCAGGCACCUCAACAGCUGAGAAGAUACGGUAGAGACCAUGUUGACCGCGGGGCUGAUGAUUAUGAGAGUUUGAGGGAGAAAUAUGGAUUCAACAAUCCCAUUUCAACACUAAGGAACAAAGAACCGCCCAGAGGACAUGGUUCUCCAACUAAUGAAAACAUGCCAUCUAUUACAGAACCAACUAAAGUCGAGAAACUUGGUGAACAGAAAUCAGAAAAUCAAACGGGAAGUUCCAAAACAGAAAAAGGCAAUGGAAUCAUGAAACUUCCUACCAAUGAGGACACUGACCACCUUUAUGUCUAUAGUGAGUCAUCCAAAGAAUUUAGAAUUGGAGAUCAGUUUUCAAAUUCACCUGAACAAACAACUUAUAAUAAUGUUGCUGAAAACGUUAAAGAUAGCACAGGUGUGGGGCAAGAAAUAUCCCAGAAGCAAAGUCAUGUUUCACAGCAAAGUGAAUCGGAGUGUCCAAAGUUAGUUGAAGGGAAAUCAAAGUUAGAGCGUGUUGUUUUACACAAAAGCCAGCCAGCUAAGGCACUGACGCAAAGAGAAAGAGCCCUGACUAAACAGGAGAUCCUGACGUCCAAGAUCAAGGCUCACGCUGAGAAAGAGAUUUCAGCCAUUAAAGAAAAAGGGCUUGCCAAAAACCCUUCGAAACAUUUUCCAAGUAGUCAUUACCAAACUGUAAAGCCAACACCUGCAUCCAAGGAGGCGCUGGAUAGACACGAGAGCAAAUUAACUGGAGAUAGUGGUGAUCCUUUUAAGGAACCAAACAGUUUAGUUUCAGUAUCUCAGGCCAACUCCUCGGACACUGCACAGAAACAUGUCCCAAAAGGUUCAUUUAACAUCAACAAACCUGACGCACACAAAGACGAGCAAGCGACUAUCCAAGCCAGCACAGAUGUGCGUUUAAUAGAGGGUCGAAAUAGAGAAAUGGAUUCAGGAGCCAUGUCCUUAAUGCUUAAAAACAAGCUGGAGGCUGAGAGAAAAGAAGAAACUAAGGAAUCACAAGAUGAGAAAAAAGCACAAGACACAUAUGUACCUGGAGGAUUCGUCAAAGACACCUCCCUCACCAUCGGUCAGAAGGAGACCACUGAUGAGGACGACCAUCUGCAGAUAAUGGGAAUAAUGGUGACGGUGCGGGAAAAUACGAGCGUUGCCCUGGGGCAGACAAACAGCCAAGAACAAAGUUCGACCAAAAAACUUGACAAGCCCGAACCAGAUAAGUGCUCACGUUCAAAUAUAGAUGAAAAAGGAACUCUCAGGGAUUUAAAGGCAACCAAAGACUGUAAAUCUGCAUCCUCUGAAAACAACCAAAACCCAAUAAGCACAGAGGCGACGGCGAACAACGAUAGCAAGGAUGCAGCAAGGAGCCCUCAACAAGUAUCCGUUGCUAAUACAAUGAAGUUAGAUUCAGAUCCAGCUGUGCCUGGAAAGACAGAAGAUAUUCAGGAAACCAAAACAAGAAACAUUCACAGCAAUGGAAGAGAAAAUGGAGCAACCACAUCAGAAGAACAUAAAUUACAAACAGAGACGAUCAGUAGUGAGGUCACAGCCAAAGUUGCCACAGAAGGUAUCCAUUACAAGGAGGACGGAGAUGCCAGAGAAAGUCACGCAUCAGUGAAAGAAGAUAUUACGUCCACCAUAAAUCAACCUAAAAGCAGAGGGGUCAAGGACAAAACCUUCAGCCAACAUGACGAGAGACACCAUAGGGCACCAGAUAUCCAGUCAAAUGAUUCAGUUGGAAACAAGGUACCUCCAAGUACUUCAAUGAAAAGCAUGGAAGGAGAAACUAACAAUGAAGACGGUGUGCAUAUAGACAGCAUCGCUAUAAGGGUUGUGUCUUCUGUGGUAGAGAAAGACCUCACUAUUGCAACAUCUAAACAGUUAUCAGUUACAACUGAAGGAGAAAGGGUUUCUCAGUCUGAGUCAAAGGAGGACAAAUUGAGGAAACCACACAAAGCACAAACCUCUCAUUCGGUACAUUUAAAAGACAAAUCUGAGGAUGACAUGGGAGUAGAACGUAUUCUAUCUAGUAUCAGGAAACUGGCUGAUUCAUUGAAACAAACCCAACAAGUCAGUCAUCAUGACAGACCCACUGAAGGACUUGAUGGAGCUCAAGCUCGACCUGUUGAAGUCCAGAACAAUGUGGAAUCCACCAUGACGGAGCAAGACUACUUUCAAAUUGAAGGUCGAAAUGUAGCUAGCGCUGCACCAUUGGACAGUGAUGCAGCUAGCAUGUCAAAUGACGUGUCUAAAAGAAGGGAAGUUACUGAUAAUGAUAGGAUCCAGGAAGGAAAAGGUUUUGUUCGAAAAGCUGAGCCAAGUAACCAAAACACCAAGAGCCAAAACAAGGAGGAAGCGCGCAAUAACUUGAAAGACAUAGAGAUGGAUUUGGGUCAAGGAACACAUGCCUGGAAACGUCACACAGAUAGCCGGCCUACGUCACGAGAACGAGAGAGACACAGCAACCGAAUGCUGCAUCAGAAGGGCGACCAUUCAGUCAUGGAAGACACUGAAAUUCAGUCGAAACCCAAACGAGCAGCAGCUAUUCCAGAAAUAUCAGCAAUUGCAGACUACGCUAGGUUGAAGGUGAUCGUUUCAGAGGAACCAGAGGACACAUGUCAGGAUGUCCCUCCAAAUAAGAAGGAAGGAUUCUUUCCACUAAUACAGUCUCGUCGAAGUCGGUGCCCAAAUUUCACAGAUAAGGAAGAAGAUUUUACGAAAGAGAAACCAGGCACUAUCAAGACAGAGGUCUCCUCCAAAGUAAACAAGGAGCCCAAACCUGUAGUGUUCCCAAUCACAGAGAAAGCUCACCUACGAACCGGGAUGUUCAAACUCGGAGAGAAAGAAAAAACAGAGCUGGACAACAAAAACAAACCAGGGGUUUUGCAAAAAGUGGUAAAACAAGAUCCAGUCGAGAGCGCAGCCCCGAGAGGUGACAUGCUGAGAGCCGAAGCUGAAAAGGACAAAGCAUCGAUUUUAUCAGAAAGUAAACCAGGAAUUGUCUCAACAUCCCAACAAUUUGAUGACAUCAAACCUGAAGAUUCCUCCCUAAACAGAAAAAUGGAAGACAGUAAUCAUUUCACAAUGGGCGGUAUAGACAAUAACAGCAGCAAAACAAGGGAAUACGAUUCAAAUAAAAAUAUUGGUCGCAAUAUUUCUGAGAGUAUUCAAGUGAAGACAAAAGAAGGGACUCAAAAUUCAGCAAAAGCAAUGGAUGAAAAGAAAGACACAUCUGAAGAUGCAAAGAUCAAAAAUUUGAUUGAGGAAAGUAAAGCUCAUCUCAGAGAAGAACAGGACAGAGCUGCAAAGAGAGAACUGGAGAGAAGAGCCCGAGAGAGAGAAGCCAUUGCUGCAGCUAUUAAGGAGAGACGGCAAAAACAAAGAGAAGUUGAGAAACAAGCAGAGAAAGAUUUGAAACAAAGGGCAGGAAAACACGACCAAGAAGAAAGAAGAGUGACCGAAGUGCAGGAUGAGGAGCAAGUAAAGGCAAAGCUGAAAGCAGUGGACGGACGAUCUGAUGUUGAGGAAAGGAAAACGACACAGACACAAGAAGAGCAGAGAAGAGAAGACCAGCAUCAUGACAAAGCUAAUCUAAACAAAACACUGACUCAAAGAGCAGAAAAAACAACUGUGGGGCCACCGCAACAAAAUCCACAGGAGAAGGAGCACAGCACAACAAGGCAAACAAUAGUCCAAACUGAGAAAGAUGAAAAGAAUGCACUUGUGGCUGAAGAGAAAUCAAACGAAGGAGAAGAAGAGCAAACCAAAGGUAGUAGAAAUGAAGAAACAAUAACUCAAAGGAAUGAGAAGUCUAGCAGCCAAACAAGAGAUAAGAAUGUUGUCACUGAAAAAGGAGAAGACAGACCCUCCAGAGAAGUGCCACAAAAACUUGAAGCACAGCUCGCGGACGCUCUUCAGUACUACGCCAUCAGCUCCACAGAGCCACAAAGGAAACCAAGAGGAAGACAACUGCCAUCGCCUACACCUUUUCAACAGAGGAAGCGCCCGCCUGAGCUAAAUGAUGAAGCCAGCACGAGUUCGCAAAAAGAGGACUUCUCAAGAUCACAUAGGCCCCGCGCGCCUCCAUCUCCAGUUCCAUCUCUGCCACGUUCAAACACAGCAUCUCCUGCACUGGGAGCCAAACCUUCAAUGUUCAGAGUCAAAGACAACACUAACAGGGGCUCUUCUCUGACAAAAUCUGUCAAGCCACGCUUCCACAAAAACUUUGGAGAAGACUUCAGGGUUGGUUCACCAAUGGAGCUCAUAGAUGAAGAGCAGCAGAGGACAAGAUGCAAUGCAGAAACACCAACCAAUCACAAACAAGAAUCAUCAACCUCACUAUCAUCUUGUCCAUCACAGGGUCAUUCUGCUCCUCUUCGACACAACCGGCCCUAUUCCAGACGAAGCAUUGCAGUGGAUGAAGAUGACUCUCGGUCUGUUAUCAGCAACAUGUCAGAGGAUGUGGAGAGUUAUGCCACAAGUGCAGCAGACUUGGCCGAUAUAAGGGGGCUGUAUGACUAUGAGAGGCCAGAAUCAGCCUGCAGCUUCAGCAGCGAUGCCUCUCGUGCCAUCGGAAAACCUCCUCUCGUCCCACCGAAGAGCGAGAAAGCCUUGCGCAGGGCCCAAAGGCUUACGACGCGUAGAAUAAAGAAAGAGAUGUCGUCCAAAGGUGUGACAAGCACCACUGCCUCCAUUGUGACUCCGCCUUCCUCCAGUGAGGUAUGCUCCUCAAACGGCCAAGCUGUUGCUUCCCCCCAUUGUUCUGCCCCUGUCUCCCUAACUCAUGCACCCAUACCGGGCUCCCGCUUGCCGUCAGAUCACCAUUCUCCUCGCCACACUGCCCCAUCCACCUUUACCAUGCGCCCUACCCAUGACUCUUCGGCCAAACAUCACUCUGCCAUUGAUUCACAUCCAGUAGUCUUACCUCAUGCUUCUGGACCCAUCCCUCUCCCACUUAUUCCACCUCCUGCAACCAGCGCUGUUCCCAUCCCAGUUUCCUCCCCUCACGCUACUGACCCUGGCUUUUUUCCAGUUCCCUCCCCUCAUAAGAUUGCACCUUUCUCUUUGCCAAUGACCUCCCCUCAUGCUAAUAUUCCUGUCUCCUUGCCAGUGACAUCUCCUCAUGCCAAUGCUCCUGUCUCAAUGCCAACUGCCCCCCUUCUAGUCCCCUCACCAUACACAAAAACUCCAGUCCAUCUACCAGUUAGCACCCCUCACAUGGCAGCACACAUAUCCAUCCCUCAUGGCUCCAGUGAGUCCGGCUUUAUUCCCCAAGCUAUUUCUCCAAAGAUUGUUUCUCAUGUACCAUCCUCUCCUACACUCCACCAUCAUAACUAUACAGCUCCAGUGACCCAGUACCAUGUAGAAUCAAGCUACGCCCAUUCAUAUCCACUGACACAGCGCAGAGUGAUGCAAGACAUUGGAUCUGGAAAGUAUGUUCAACUCAAUGUGCGGGAGUCUGGCCAAGGCAUGUCCCAACAUCAGCCUCAACAUACGUACCAUCAGCCUCCACUUCAGCCUAUGAUGCAAGUCAACCCACAACAGCCUAUCCACCCUCCAGUUACCAAAGGGUAUACGCAUUAUGACGGCUACAACACCCGUCAUCAGGAAUACCAGCCCGCAGGGGUCCCUAAACGCUCACCUUCUGGCAUGUCGGUGCCUCUCAGCCUUCCCCACGAGCAACAGUUCAUCAACAGUGAUGCUUAUAAUUCUCAAGCCCAACAAAACGGAGUGGAGUGGGACAGUCCAGAGCAGACGCCAUACAUGGAUACGGUGAAUGAAAAACCCAAGACAUUAAAUACUGUCUACAGCCCACGGAGCGUACACGAGCCCCAGGAAAGCAACACAAAUGGCCAUGAGAGCGAGCCGCCAGUGGAUGCAAGAUGUCAGCCCCGCAACAUUAUUACUAUGAGUGAAUUGGAGGACUUUAUGGAGAUAUCUGACUGGUGAGAAAUGACAAUUUGCCAUGUAAAAUAAUAAACACCUUGUUGUCGGUCUAUCCAAUGUGCCUACUUGUAAAAAUGUAAUUAGCUUGAGAGUCUAAGAAGUCGUGCGCUCAACUCCACAAAUAUGUAUCUGUCACAUUUACAGUCACCAUUCCAUUUGACUUUUGAAUGUGAGAUGUUUCUUGUGUUUACAGAGUGACGUUACUUUUAGCCACAGCUCAGAUACAAGUCUUUGAGAGGUGCCG
This is a messenger RNA of Synchiropus splendidus (mandarinfish), 9374 nucleotides long. It is a transcript of the gene c9h10orf71, whose product is annotated as titin. The transcript is spliced from 2 exons. NCBI's taxonomy places the organism in Eukaryota, Metazoa, Chordata, Actinopteri, Syngnathiformes, Callionymidae. The coding region runs from base 56 to 9133 and encodes 3025 amino acids. The record is from RefSeq and is a predicted model, not a curated record.